Enterobius vermicularis (human pinworm) is the source of this 690-nucleotide messenger RNA. NCBI's taxonomy places the organism in Eukaryota, Metazoa, Nematoda, Chromadorea, Rhabditida, Oxyuridae. The record is from the annotation of a GenBank genome assembly.
AUGAGUGAGAACCGGAAGCAACAGUUGCAAGUUGACGCAUUGGGUGUACUUAGUGGUAUUCCAGCGGAAAAACUUGCCGAUCAUUUGCAUCAGCGAUGGUUAUCCGAUGAGUGUUUCUAUCGUCUUCCGGCGAUGAUUUUAGCACAUUUAUAUCGGGUUGACGAAUCGGACGGUACAUUGAUGUCAUGUUGUCUGAUGCAUUUGUUGUCCGAUUUUCGAGCUCGUGACAGCAUUAGAAAAACUAGUCCUUUAAUGUUCAGGAAUAGCGUUAAAGUUUUGGCAGAAAUGUUUUCGGUGUACAGAAAUUUUGAUGCUGUUGUCAGCGAAUGCCUAAAUGUUCCGUUAUUUGUAUCGCUUCAGAUGUUAGCUGACAAAACUGCUAGCGAAAAAGAUAUACAGGUAUUAGCGGAAAUUUUAAGUUCACACGGUAUUCUACUGUCAACGGUAAAGCCAAAAUUAUGUGACGAUUUAGUGAUUCAAGUUCGUAAUCAUCUCUGUGAUAGUAAUUUCACUUCAACCACUCGUCGUUUACUUCUAAAGAUAAACGAUCUAUGGACAUACAAUUGGGAAUUAGAUUCAGCGCCGGAAUGUAUAUUGAGCUUUUAUGGUAAAACUUCGAAGGAACCUGAAGAAGUUGAACCAAAGCCGCAAAAACGCUUUCAGUAUAUGGAACAAGAAAGUGUAGUCUGA